Messenger RNA from Penicillium olsonii, 2889 nucleotides. Lineage: Eukaryota; Fungi; Ascomycota; Eurotiomycetes; Eurotiales; Aspergillaceae. The record is from the annotation of a GenBank genome assembly.
AUGUUAUAUGGCGACACAAGCUCGUGGAACCAUUUCGUCAACACUGGUGAAAAAGGCCCACUCAACCAGAUUCAGGAUCUCCUUCUGCGGCAAGAAACUGGAGAACAGGAUGUAUCUGCUAUCUUCCAGCUCGAGAAGGUCGUACGCGAUUCAAUAUUCCAAGGUGAUCAGGAGAAGAUCAAAAAAGUCGUCGAGCAACUUUGCCAUGACUAUGCAUACGCCGUGCAUCAGCCUCACGCCCGAAAUGGAGGGUUGAUUGGAUUGGCUGCGGCUUCCAUUGCCCUCGGAUCUGAAGGUGUCGCGCCAUACUUGAGUGAAAUUGUGCCGCCAGUGCUGGCGUGUUUCUCGGAUCAAGAUGCGAGGGUUCGAUACUAUGCUUGUGAGAGCAUGUACAACAUUGCCAAGGUGGCUAAAGGAGAAAUUUUGCUCUUUUUCAACGAGAUCUUUGAUGCGUUGGCUAAGCUUGCAUCCGACUCGGAGCUUUCCGUGAAGAAUGGUGCAGAGCUUCUAGAUCGAUUGGUGAAAGACAUCGUUGCCGAGUCAGCGGCUUCGUAUGUUUCAAUUUUGCACAUGCCCGAGAAGGAAAUCCCGGAGACAGAAAACCAAGAAGACACGGAGCUUCCUAUGGCAUUCUCUCUCGCACGAUUCAUCCCUUUGCUUCAAGAACGCAUCCACGUGAUCCAGCCGUUUACUCGCAACUUCCUUGUCUCUUGGUUGACUCUCUUGGAUACGAUUCCAGAUCUAGAAUUAGUGAGUUAUUUGCCAGACUUCCUCGAAGGUCUCAUCAAGUUCCUCGGCGGUCCGAACAACGACGUGAACGUUGCGACCCAGGGUCUACUCGAUCGUUUCCUGCUGGAGAUCAAGAGGAUCACACGACUGAAGAAAGGAAUCGAAGAAAGCCGCAAGAGCGAGAAAAGUAACCGACACUCCGUUGCUAGCGACGUCAUGAGCAACGCUACGGAGCAGAACAUGCCCAUCGACGGCGCCUCCGAGUACAAGAAUGAUAUCGCCGUGGAAGAUUCCGCGUCGGAGGCUUCCACCGACGAAUUCCUUCAGGCUGACGGAGAUUGGAUCCCAGGCCAGGAUGUCCAGAUUGACCAUCCAAAGAUCCUUGAUAUUCUAGUCGGCUUUGUCAAUACAUCACAUGAGGAGGAAAUGCAGCUCACGGCCCUUCGAUGGAUCGACGCCUUCUUUGAGAUCAGCCCUGAGGAUAUUCUCCCCUUUGUCCCCAGACUUCUAACUCAAGUUCUCCCGGCCAUGUCGAGCGGCUCGGACUCAGUGGGAGCGGCCGCGAACCAAGUCAACACCUCUCUCAUGCAGUACAUCUACUCUCUUUCCAACGAUACAACUGAAGAGCCUCAGGCAAGCUCAUCGAAAAUCCCCUUCGCCACAUCCAGCAAAGAACCCAUUGAGCGACGAUCAUCCACUCCCGGGAUCAGACCCUCCGAGACAUCGAGUGUUGAUACAAGGAGACACACGCGAGAGAAUUCGCUUGCGGAAACCGCCCGCAGUAGCGGUGUUUCUACGCCACUGCCUACAACGGAUCUCGAUUAUGCCGCCGCCGUCAAUUCACUCACCUUGCAGUUCCUGAAUGAAAACGACAAAACUCGGGUUGCAGCUCUCAGGUGGCUCAUCAUGUUGCACCAGAAAGCCCCACGGAAGGUCGUCGCCUUCAAUGAUGGCACAUUCCCGGCUUUACUGAAGACAUUGUCUGACCCCUCAGACGCUGUGGUGACAAAGGAUCUCCAGCUUCUCUCGCAGAUAUCGAGGAAUAGCGAAGACAGCUACUUCACGUCUUUCAUGGUGAACUUGUUGCAGCUCUUCUCAACUGACAGGCACUUACUUGAAGCGCGUGGCAAUUUGAUCAUCCGACAACUUUGUAUCAAUUUGAGCCCGGAGCGGAUCUACAGGACUUUGGCCGAGUGCCUCGAGAAGGAAGAAGACCUCGAGUUUGCCAGCAUCAUGGUCCAGAACCUGAAUAACAACCUCAUCACUGCGCCUGAGCUCUCAGACUUGAGGAAGCGACUGAGGAAUCUUGACUCAAAGGAUGGUCAAUUGUUCUUUGUUACGCUCUUCCGAUCCUGGUGCCACAAUGCCGUCUCCACGUUUUCCCUCUGCCUUCUCGCCCAAGCGUAUGAGCAGGCAUACAAUCUACUUCAGAUAUUUGCCGAACUGGAAAUGACAGUCAACAUGUUGAUCCAGAUCGAUAAGUUGGUGCAAUUAUUAGAGUCCCCUGUCUUCACAUAUCUUCGUCUCCAACUCCUCGAACCCGAAAAAUAUCCCUUCCUGUACAAAUGUCUCUACGGCGUCCUCAUGCUCCUCCCCCAGAGCUCCGCUUUCGCCGCCCUGAAAAACCGCCUCAACAGUGUUAGCAACAUUGGAUUCCUGCACAGUGGACCCCGCAAGUAUGGACCCUCUCCUCGCUCCCCCAGCGCAUCCCAGCUCCCAAGCCCCUACCGUGAGAAGGAUUCUAAGACCAUGGCCCCCAGUACCCUCCCCACCGGAUCCUCCUUUGACCGCCCAACCGGCACCCGCCUCAAGACCCGUGACGAAAACAACAUCCGCUGGGUGGAUCUCCUCGACAAGUUCAAGGUUGUGCAAGAGCGCACCCGUCGCUCCUCUAACCAGCUGCACCGGGCCCAAGAAGCGCAGAACCCGGCGCUCACCGCUGCGCUCUCCGCCGCCGCCGCCGAUGGCUCUCGAACCCGUCUCCCCGAUGCCCCUCGCGGGCCUCCGACAGGUCCUCCUCCCCCUGCGCCCGGGGGACGCGGGUCAGAGCCAGGCCCGAAGGGCAAUUCGUCUUCCAUCCUGGGUUCGGGCCACAAGCACAAGUCGAGUCUGCCGAAUCUGGGACGGUUGACGAUGGGAGGGCGCAAGUCUAAGAAGUAA